Messenger RNA from Numida meleagris (helmeted guineafowl), 5029 nucleotides. Its product is annotated as cullin-associated NEDD8-dissociated protein 1-like. The record is from RefSeq and is a predicted model, not a curated record. The transcript has 15 exons. NCBI's taxonomy places the organism in Eukaryota, Metazoa, Chordata, Aves, Galliformes, Numididae. Gene Ontology annotation, cellular component: nucleus. Bases 95 to 3808 code for a protein of 1237 amino acids. Gene Ontology annotation, biological process: SCF complex assembly; protein ubiquitination.
CCGCCGCCUCGGGGGCGGCCCCGCGGGGAGCGUGCGGCCCCGCUGUCCGCCGCCAUCUUCCCGCGGGCGCCCGGCGCCGUGCCGCCCCGCCGCCAUGGCCAGCGUGUCGUACCACAUCUCCAACCUGCUGGAGAAGAUGACCUCCACCGACAAGGACUUCAGAUUUAUGGCCACCAAUGACCUGAUGAUGGAACUGCAAAAAGAUUCUAUAAAACUAGAUGAAGACAGUGAGAAAAAAGUGGUGAAAAUGCUUUUGAAAUUGCUGGAAGACAAAAAUGGGGAAGUACAGAACCUCGCUGUCAAGUGUCUGGGCCCGCUGGUUGGCAAAGUGAAGGAGUACCAGGUAGAAACCAUUGUGGAUACACUGUGCACAAACAUGUUAUCGGACAAGGAGCAGCUGCGGGACAUCUCCAGCAUUGGACUGAAAACAGUCAUCUCUGAGUUGCCACCAGCUUCUACAGGCUCUGCCAUGACAGCAAAUGUAUGCAAAAAGAUCACAGCCCAGCUGACGGGAGCUAUUGGCAAGCAGGAGGAUGUGUCUGUGCAGCUGGAGGCUCUUGACAUCCUGUCAGAUAUGUUGAGCAGGCUAGGGGGAACGCUCUACUCUUUCCAUUCUUCCAUCCUGAACUGCCUCCUUCCUCAGCUGACAAGCCCCAGGUUGGCAGUACGUAAAAGAGCCAUCAUCGCUUUGGGGCAUCUCGUCCUGACCUGCAGUGGGAACAUCUUCUCAGAGCUCACAGAGCAUCUUAUUGCUGAGCUGAAGAAGAAUGAGUCUACCUCAACUACCAGGACCUACAUUCAGUGCAUUGCUGGCAUCAGUAGGCAGGCUGGACACCGCAUAGGAGAACAUCUGGAGAAGAUAAUUCCUCUGAUUGUUCAGUACUGUAACGUGGAUGAUGAUGAGUUGAGAGAGUACUGCUUUCAGGCGUUUGAGUCUUUUGUGAGAAGGUGCCCAAAAGAAAUUGACCCUCACAUCCCAAAUGUGAUGAGUCUGUGUUUGAAGUACAUCACCUUUGACCCAAACUACAACUAUGACAAUGAGGAGGAGGAAGAGGAAGAGAGGAUGGAAACUGAAAAUGGAGAGGGUGAAGAGCAAGAAAGCGAUGAUGAGUACAGCGAUGAUGAUGACAUCAGCUGGAAAGUCCGCAGGGCUGCAGCAAAGUGCCUGGAGGCCGUUGUCAGCAGCAGGCAUGAUCUCCUUCAGGACUUCUACAAAACCCUUUCUCCAGUUUUGAUAAGCAGAUUUAAGGAGAGAGAGGAGAAUGUCAAAGCUGACAUCUUCAGUGCUUAUAUCUCCUUGCUGAAGCAAACGCUGCCCAUCCAGAGCUGGCUGCAUGCUUCAGAUGACUCUGGCAAAGAUGAUGUUUCCCUGACAAUGCUACAGAACCAGGUUCCCAACAUUGUCAAGGCCUUGCACAAGCAGCUCAAAGACAAAAGCAUCAAGUCAAGACAGGGUUGUUUCAGCCUCCUGACGGAGCUGGCCAAUGUUCUUCCUGGUUGCCUGGCAGAUCACAUCCCUGCACUAGUGCCUGGCAUUGUUUUCUCCUUGGCCGAUAAAUCCAGCUCCUCCAACAUGAGAAUUGACGCACUGUCUUUCCUUCACGUCCUUCUUUGCAACCACCAGCCAGAGGCGUUUCAUCCUCAUAUCAAAAGCCUGUUACCUCCAGUCGUGGCCUGUAUUGGAGACCCCUUCUAUAAGAUCACGUCAGAAGCUCUGCUGGUCGCUCAGCAGCUUGUGAAGGUUAUCAGGCCUUUGGACAAACCUUGCACUUUUGAUGCCAAGCCAUAUGUGAAGGACCUUUUCCCCAGUACUCUGAAACGAUUGAAGGCAGCUGACAUUGACCAGGAAGUAAAAGAGCGUGCUAUCUCCUGUAUGGGACAAAUCAUUUACAAUCUGGGAGACCACUUAAGCGCUGAUCUGCAGCCAACCUUGAAGAUAUUUCUGGAGAGGCUCAAAAAUGAAAUCACCCGACUGACAACAGUUAAAGCGUUGACUCUCAUUGCCAGUUCUCCACUUAAAAUAGACUUAAGACCUAUUCUAGGGGAAGGUUUCCCCAUUCUGGCUUCCUUCUUGAGAAAGAAUCAACGUGCCUUGAAAUUGAGCACUCUGGCCGCGCUGGAUAUUCUGGUGAAGAACUACAGUGACAGCCUUAAGCCUGCCAUGAUAGAGUCUGUUCUCACAGAGCUCCCUGCUUUAAUUAGUGAGAAUGACAUGCACGUUUCCCAGGUGGCGAUCACGUUCCUUACUACUUUAGCUAAGGGCUAUCCGUCCUGCGUCUCCAAGAUCACUGGUUCCGUUCUUGCUGAAAUCUUUCAGCUUGUCCACUCGCCUUUGCUUCAAGGAGGGGCUCUGAACGCUAUCAUAGACUUCUUCCAGGCUCUGGUUCUGACAAAAGCAGCCACUGUGGGCUACUCGGAGCUGAUGAAGCAGCUGACUGCACCUGUUUACUCCUCAGGUUCAUCUGGGGAAUUGCCAGUGUUACACAAACAGGCGUAUUAUUCUGCUGCAAAGUGCGUGGCAGCCCUUUCCUCAGCCUGCCCCAAAGAAGCCCCUGGGACAGUGAACCAGUUUAUCCAGGAUGUAAAAAGCCCCAAAUGCAGCUCUGCUGUAAAGGUGCUGGCCUUCCUUUCGCUGGCAGAGAUGGGGCGCACCACGAACCUUACGAGUGCUCAGAAGGAGCUCAAAGCUGUCAUCCUGCAAGCAUUCACUUCCCCCAGCGAAGAGGUGAAAUCUGCUGCUUCCUAUGCACUGGGGAACAUCAGUGUUGGAAAUCUUAAGGAGUAUCUUCCCUUCAUGCUGAAAGAGAUUGAAAGCCAGCCCAAGAGACAGUACCUGCUGCUGCACUCUUUAAAAGAAGUCAUUAGCUCUUCCCCAGCUGACGGCCUCAAGCCUUAUGUGGAGGAUAUUUGGGCUCUGCUUUUUAAGCACUGCGAGUGCUCAGAAGAAGGGACACGCAACGUGGUGGCUGAAUGCCUGGGGAAGCUGACUCUGGUGAAUCCUUCUGAGCUGCUGCCUCGGCUGAAAAAACAGCUGUCAUCAGGCUCUCCACAUGCUCGGAGUACAGUGGUCACUGCAGUCAAAUUCACAAUUGCAGACCAUCCUCAACCUAUUGAUGCUCUCCUGAAAGGCUGCAUUGGUAACUUCUUAAAAACUCUUCAGGAUUCAGACCUGAAUGUUCGACGUGUGGCUUUAGCCAUGUUUAAUUCUGCUGCUCACAACAAACCUUCUUUAAUCCGGGACUUGCUAAAUGCAGUUCUCCCCAGUUUAUAUAAUGAAACAAAGGUCAGAAGAGAACUCAUCCGAGAGGUAGAAAUGGGGCCUUUCAAACACACAGUGGAUGAUGGCCUUGACGUGAGGAAAGCUGCUUUUGAAUGCAUGUACACGCUGCUGGAAAGCUGUCUUGACCGGCUGGAUAUCUAUGAGUACCUGAACCAUGUGGAGGAUGGACUGAAGGAUCACUAUGAUAUUCAGAUGCUGACUUUCAUAAUGCUGGCUCGGCUGUCUGCGCUCUGUCCUAAUGCAGUCCUGCAGAGGCUCGAGCGACUGAUCGAACCGCUCCGGGCAACCUGCUCCACCAAGGUAAAAGCUGGUUCAGUGAAGCAGGAGUUUGAAAAGCAGGAUGAAUUGAAGCGAUCAGCAAUGAGAGCAGUAGCUGCUCUCCUGACCAUCCCUGAAGCAGAGAAAAGCCCAGCGAUGGCUGAAUUUUCUUCUCAAAUCAGAUCCAGUCCUGAAAUGGCGUCGCUUUUUGAAAGUAUUCAGAAAGAUACUGCUGCUCUGCCCACUACAGAGUCGAUGGACAUGAGCUAAGGCUGUGCCCACGUGCUCCAUCGCCUGCCUCACCGUGCAUGAACCAACAGAUACGUCACAGGUGGGCCGAGUGAGAAUGUCAUCAAGCUGGUCUCUGGUGCAGCAGCUGCUUGGGAGUCAGUGGGUGCCAGCAGGAGCAAUAGCUGCUUCUGGCUGCUCUCGUGGGCGCCAGGGAUCUCGCUGCAUUUUAACAUGAUAUGUGAGAUCAAGGAAAGUGUCGCUCCUGUGCAGGGAGGAGAGUAGACGUGGAUGCUAAGUUUCAGCAAGCCUUUAAGGGGUAUGUCAAGCAAUCUGAAUUUAGCAUGAUGCCAUGAAAAAUGGAAACCACUCCCUGGAGUAUUUCCCUACUGAAGUACAAAGAGAAAUAGUUUAAAAGUUUGGAUUUUUUUUUAACCACUGCACAUGCACUUUUUACUCCAAAUUGCCUGAAGGAUGUAUUUGUAUUGUUUCACUAAAUAACAUGGCUAAAAUCUGUGUGUCUUUAGGUAGUGAUGUACACCAUAAGCAUAGGACCUUUGUCAGAAAGAGGAAGGAGACUUGCAUGAGCAAAGCUGCCCAAGCUGCAGCUGGAUUGUUCUUACCCAGACAGCCCAGCCUUUCUCCAGGGCUAGUUUCAUAGGACGUGUGCUCGUUGGCUAUUUCCAGUGUUUCAGCAAUACCUUUUUUCCUAGCUUUUUCCUGCAAAAUACCUCACUAGGCUGCCUUCCAAAAGAGACAAUGGGAUUGUAGUACAAUACAAUUCAUCUACCAAGCUUUCCUUUGCAUUAAGCAGUGGCCUGUCUUCCCACCUGGAGCAGCUCAGUGUUUGUAUUGAGUGACCACCACCACAGCACCAAUCUGCUCCGAAUUCUGGUCACUGAAUUGCACAGCAGCACGUACUUGGAGGGAAGCUCAUAUUGAGUGCUCCACUAUCACAGGUGAAUCUCAGUAGCCAGAGCUGAUGAAACAUACAGUCCACAGUAACUCUUCUGUCAUUUAAAACCUCUAAAGCAGGUGUUUUGUUCAAAUACUGCUUUGCAUGGGGGAAGAAAAGCCUUAAGAGAAUAUGCAACAACAAAUUAAGGGCACCACAACACACUUCUUAUAGCCAUGGAGUUGUCCUAAGUUUUCAUUUCUCGUUUUUGACAAGAGUGGUUGAUGUGAAAAAUAUUUAUAGUGCAGUGUGAAAGAACAUCCACCCUGUUUGAGUGGCAUCUUAAAAUAAAAAAACGUACCUCCGAA